Ipomoea triloba (trilobed morning glory) is the source of this 3019-nucleotide messenger RNA. Its product is annotated as scarecrow-like protein 6. Gene Ontology annotation, cellular component: nucleus. Lineage: Eukaryota; Viridiplantae; Streptophyta; Magnoliopsida; Solanales; Convolvulaceae. The transcript has 2 exons. Gene Ontology annotation, molecular function: DNA-binding transcription factor activity; sequence-specific DNA binding. Gene Ontology annotation, biological process: regulation of DNA-templated transcription. The record is from RefSeq and is a predicted model, not a curated record. Bases 483 to 2498 code for a protein of 671 amino acids.
GGUACACAGCACAGAACAGUAAUACUAUUGAAACACAAAAAGUGGUGUAGCCUAGCAACUAGCAAGCUAGGCAACCCAGAACUGUAUAAAAACCAAGAAAAUCAAAGAAAAGAAAGCCUAGCCAGCAACCUUGCCUAGGGAGUUGGGAUAUAGACUCAGGAAAGACCCAAAAAAAGAGUGAAAGAUUACAAUUUUCAGGGUGAAGGGUGAAGGGUGAAGGGUGAGGUAUGGUGUAGAGAGAAUGGAGCUCCUGCAAUGGUGGUAUGGUUAAGUUUACAGGGAAAAAAGAUGCCCAGAGUGUAAAGCUCAGAGCUUUGAAGCCUUUGAGUGUUUUCUGCCAUUGAAGAAGCUUUUUUUCUAAGGGGGAAACCUCUCUUUUGUGGUUUUGUUUCUCCUGGAUCUCUAUUGCUCUUGAGAUUUGGUAUUGGGUUCUGGGGAUUUUUUUUAUUUUUUAUUUUUUGCUCUGGUUUUUGCAUUUGCAGAUGAUAGGAAUGCAGUAUAAUAGCAAUAGCUUGCAGGGGAAAAGUGUUCUUGAAGUUUCUCGGUUUGGGUCUGCAAUUUCUCCCUCCUUGGUGCCCUCAGAUGCGGCCAAGCUCAAGAAAAAUGGCGGCUUUAGCAGCAGUGAACCGGUUUCUGUUCUUGAUACAAGGAGCCCUAGCCCCUCCACUUCCACCUCGGCUAUGGAGGCUAAUCCUAAUCCAGUCGGCCGGAAAGAAAAGAGCUUGGGAGAGCUUCACCCUGCGCCGGAGUGGAGUGAGGGGCCGGAAAAAUUUGAUCUUGGAAUGGAAGAUUGGGAGGGUUUGUUGCCGGAAUCCGGCGGGUCGGACCAGUUUCUUCUCCGGUGGAUCUCCGGCGACGUGGAGGACCCAUCUUUAAGCUUGAAGCAGUUGCUGCAAGGAGGGAACCCUAGUGAGAUCCAUUGCAAUGUGGGGUUUGGGGCUUCUGAUUCUGAUAACUACAAUGGUAACUCUCAAGGCCCAAAUGUUAAUUUCCCACUGGCAAUUUUAGGGUCUGGUGUGAGUGUUCAAGAAUUGCAAAAUGAACAAAAGCUCCAAAAUUUCAAUUCCCCAGUAUUGACUGAGCUUCAGAAUGUUGUGACAAUACCUAAUGUGUUUAGCUCUGAACUGUAUGGGAUUCAGCAAGAGCAGCCCCCGUUAAAGCGGCAGAAUUUGGGUGGUGUUUCGAGCUCGGGUUUUAGGGUUUCAGAAGGAGGUGUGUUUGUGAAUCCGAGUAAUGGGUUGUUGGUUAGGAAACAGGUGGAGUUAGGGCAAUUGGAGCAGGCACAGAUUGGGUGUGAUCGGCCACCGGAUAUAUUGUGUGUUCAUCGGGGGGAGCAGGCGCCUUUGCUGGUGCCCAAGCGAGAGGCGGGGUUUGGGAAUGAUGGCCUGCAGGAACAGCAGGCUGUGUAUGAUCAUGUUUUUAAGGCGGCAGAGGUAAUUCUGACCGGGGAUUUCUUACACGCUGAAAUGAUAUUGGCGCGGCUCAAUCACCAGCUCUCUCCCGGGGUUAAACCCUUGACGAGGGCUGCUUUUUACUUCAAAGAGGCUCUGCAUUUGCCUCUUACUAUGCCCAUCUCGGCUACCUCUCUGCCCCCGAGAAUUCCUACCCCGGUUGAUGGCGUGUUCAAGAUGGGUGCUUAUAAGGUCUUUUCGGAGGUCUCACCGCUUAUCCAAUUCAUGAAUUUCACCUCCAAUCAGGCAAUUCUCGAGGCCGUUGAUGGUGCAGAGUGCAUUCACAUCUUUGACUUCGAUAUUGCCUUUGGUGCCCAAUGGUCAUCUUUCAUGCAAGAGCUUCCUAGGAGGAAUAGAAGAGCGCCUUCGCUGAAAAUAACCGCCUUCGCUUCUCCUUCGACCCACCAUCCCAUUGAAAUCAACCUUAUGCACGAGAAUUUGACCCAAUUUGCUAAUGAAGUCGGUGUUAAAUUCGAACUUGAAGUGGUGAACUUCGAUUCUUUCGAUCCGAGUUCUUAUCCGGUAUCUUCUUUCCGAUCGUCCGAGAGUGAGGUGAUUGCUGUGAAUUUCCCGCUAUGGUCCAUUUCAAGCUACCGAGCAACGCUCCCUUUGCUGCUGCAUUAUAUAAAGCAGCUUUCGCCCAAAGUCGUGGUUUCUCUCGACCGUGGAUAUGAACGAACCGAGCUCCCGUUCCCACACCACCUCCUCAACGCCCUUCAGUACUUCGAGGCUCUUUUCAAGAGCAUCGAUGCUGGUAGCGUGACACCCGAAGCAUCAAACAAGAUCGAAAGGUUCCUCUUCCAGCCUAGCAUCGAGAGCAUUGUGUUUGGACACCUCCGUUUCCCCGACCAAAUGCCUCCGUGGAGAAACCUCUUUGCAUCUGCCGGGUUCCUACCACAGCCAUUUAGUAACUUCGCUGAAACCCAAGCCGAAUGUGUCGUGAAAAGAACCGAAACUCGGGGAUUCCACGUGCAGAAGCACCACGCAUCUCUCGCCCUAUGCUGGCAAAAUCGGGAGCUACUCUCGGCUACGGCUUGGAGGUGCUGAAGGCGUCUUUAUUAUGGCAACGCAACUUAAAGUUUGCUCGUGGGAGUCGUGGAGGUGUUUAACCGUCACAUCUACUAUUCGGUAUCUUAUAUGGAGUAAUAAACUUGAAGUACGCUAUUAUUGCCUCGGUGUGCAGUGAGUUUUCUUCCUUCUUGCAAGCCUAGUUUGCUACUGUCUAUGUAGUGUUAACUGCAGACAAAAAAUUGUCCAUUAACUGAUUAUUUACCGCUAGGGUUAUCUAUUUGGACAUCUUUUAUGCACUGCCUAUGAGUUAACUGUGAUGUCUGUUAACAAUAUUUAUGAAGUUAAAACCAGUUGGGUAGUAGAAAGAUUGAUGUUCCAAUUGGUUUGGAUGUAUUGCUGUUUCCAUCUGUUCUUCCUAGGAUGUUAGAUAACUGUUUGUUGGUUUAGAGUGCUAGACUUGUAGUUUGUUGUGAUUAUUAUGUGUUUAAUAGUACUAUGUUACAUUUCUGUACUAAAAUGUGUUGGUUUGAGUCUACAUGUAUACUAACUGUUCCAAA